GUUUGUUGGGAUCGUUGCUAAGGACUGAUGAUGUUUUAAAGCUCAACUGCAGUCUUGGAUCAACCACUCUGCCACUAGACUCCAUUUGCACUUCACUGCAAAAGCAGAAAAAUAUAUAUUUAGCUUAACCCAGUAGAUUGUGUCUUUCCAACCGACCUUACAAGUGAUUUGAAUCUUCUUUGAGAAAGACAAUCCAUUGGGAAUGGAUGCACUGGCAUCUGAAGAAUACGCUUCACAGUCGAAACUACUUCAAGAGUUCACCAAUGCUCCCAGCAUUGACGGUGCUUGGGUUUUCCAGACCAACAAUGAAGACAGAUCCACAGCAAUGUAUUCGAUUAGCCAAACAAACCUACUGGCAAACAACAAGAGAAAAUAUAUUUUGUUUUCUCAUAUUAUGAGAAAUGGUACUAACCUUCUGGACUUUCAAUGGUCUCCUUUCCCUAUUCAAAUGGAUGGAGUGUCGGCUGUCGUACCAUCUCCAUCGGGAUCAAAGCUUCUUGUGGUGCGGAAUGGAGAGAAAGGUUCCCCUACAAAGCUUGAAAUUGUUGAUCAAUCACAUGUGGAGAAAGAGAUACAUGUAGCUCAGUCUGUCCAUGGUCCACUUUAUACUGAUGAGUGGUUUCAUGGGAUUUCCUGGAACCAAGAAGAGACCUUAAUAGCAUAUAUUGCUGAAGAUUCACCUGAACCAAAACCAGUUUUUGAUGAUACUGGAUAUAGAAAAGAAGGUUCUUCUGAGAAAGACUGCAAUAACUGGAAAGGGCAAGGGGAUUGGGAAGAGGAUUGGGGUGAAACUUACUCCAAAAAAGGGAGACCUUCAUUGUUUGUCCUUGACAUUAAUAGUGGAGAAGUACGAGCUGCAAAAGGCAUUUCAAGAUCAUUGAGCGUUGGCCAAGUUGUGUGGGCUCCACCAUCUUCAUGUGGAAGGCAGAAGUAUCUGAUUUUUGUUGGAUGGUUAGAGCACAAUGGGUUUCAGAAUACUCCUAGAAAACUAGGCAUCAAGUACUGUUCUAAUAGGCCAUGUUCUCUAUACUCAACUCUUUGCCCUUUCGAAGAAUCAGAUGUUGAUAAUGCACCAGCUAGUGAUUCUAAAUUAGAGCCUGCUUCAGUAGCAAUCAACUUAACUCCAAGCAUAAGCAGUGCUUUCUUUCCGCGGUUCAGCAAGGAUGGAAAACUUCUGGUGUUUCUAUCUGCAAAUCGUGCUGUAGACAGUGGAGCGCACAAUGCAACAGAUUCACUGCAUAAGAUCAACUGGCCUUCUGACUGGAAAAUGGAUCAAUACCUCGAAAUCACUGAUGUGAUUCCAAUUGUAAUGUGUCCUCAAGAUGGUUGUUUUCCUGGUUUGUAUUGUUCUUCCAUGCUAUCGAAUCCUUGGCUUUCUGAUCGAUGUACAAUGAUUCUGACAUCUGCUUGGAGAAGCACUGAAGUGAUAUUAUCAAUCGAUGUGUUGAGUGGAAAAGCAACAAGAAUAAGCCCAGAAAAUUCAGAGUACUCAUGGAGUGCUCUUGCAGUAGAUGGCCACAAUGUUCUUGCUGUGUCAAGCAGUCCCAUCGACCCACCUCAAAUUAAGUAUGGCCAUCAAGUGUCAUUGAAGGAUCAGACAUGUACAUGGGUCUGGGACGAAGUUAAUAAUAAUCCAUUGAUGGCAGCUAACAAUAAGGUAAAGGCUUUGUUGUCACAUCACCAAUUCAGCAUACUAAAAAUUCCAGUCACUAACCCCUCUGAUGACCUCUCUGAUGGCAGUAAGCUUCCAUUUGAAGCUAUCUUUGUGUCCUGCAAGGACAGUUCGCACAAACCAACUAUUCUAGUCCUUCAUGGUGGCCCACACUCAGUAUCUGUAUCAAGCUAUUCGAAAACAUCGGCGUUCCUCGCAUCACUUGGAUUUAACCUACUUAUUGUAAAUUAUCGAGGGACACCGGGUUUUGGAGAGGAGGCUUUGCAGUCACUUCCUGGAAAGGUUGGAUCUCAGGAUGUCCAAGACUGCCUUACAGCUCUAGACUAUGUCAUUGAGGGAGGACUUAUAGACGCAUCUAAAGUAGCUGUCAUCGGAAUUUCGCACGGUGGAUUCUUGACUACACAUCUGAUUGGUCAGGCUCCAGAUAGAUUUAUGGUGGCAGCUGCUCGUAAUCCAGUCUGCAACCUAUCACUGAUGAUUGGCACCACUGACAUUCCAGAUUGGUGUUAUGCAGUGGCCUGUGGGAGUGAAGGGAGGCAACAUGCCUCUGAAUCUCCUUCACCUGAUCAUCUUCGCCUCUUCUAUCAGAAAUCACCAAUUGCCCAUAUUUCGAAGGUGAAAGCGCCCCUGCUUAUGCUUCUUGGAGGAGCAGAUCUUCGAGUCCCCAUUUCUAAUGGCCUACAGUACGCAAGAGCUCUGAGAGAAAGAGGCGGCGAGAUCAGGAUCAUGAUGUUCCCAGACGACAUACAUGAAAUCAACAUACCACAAUCGGAUUUUGAGAGCUUCCUCAACAUUGGUGUCUGGUUCAAGAAGCAUCUUAGCAUAUCAGCAUCAGAUGCAUCUGCAUGAAGUCAACUUGAAGAAGGGGAGGAAGAAAUUACGUGGUUUAAUCUAGUCCAACAGGUAGAUGCCAUUGUAAGCCUUGUUCAUGGAGCUCGUCCGUAGACGAGUGCUCCAAAAUAUUAGAGACUUCCCUAUUGAAAAAAGUAAAUGGAGACUUUAAUUGGUUUGAGUUCUUUCCUUUUCCCUUCAA
Molecule: messenger RNA, 2705 nt
Organism: Oryza sativa Japonica Group (Japanese rice)
Lineage: Eukaryota; Viridiplantae; Streptophyta; Magnoliopsida; Poales; Poaceae
Source: RefSeq, a predicted model, not a curated record